UGCCAAACCACUGUUACAAAAUUAGUGUUGCAGUAUGUCCACUUAUUCUCACUCACCACUUCAGCUCUGCACUGCCCUAAAGAGUCUGACACGCUUUACUGGUGAAGGAGACAGAGAGAGGAAGAAGAUGUCGGCCGUGGCUGAAGACCUGGAGGCUGAGCUGAGCUGCGCCGUGUGUUUAGACGUGUAUAAAGACCCACGGCUGCUGACCUGCGGCCACAACUUCUGCCACACCUGUCUGCUCAGAGUAUGGGAGAACCAGGAUGCCAACCUGCAGAGAUAUUCGUGCCCAGAGUGCCGCACUGUGUUUGAAGACUAUCCUGCCACUCAGAGGAACAUCAAACUGUCCAACAUCAUUGAACGCAUCCAGGCCAGCAGAGACCCGCUGUCCGAGAACAGCGUUGCUGGACCAGUGCAGCAAAGCAGUGCCGGUGAUGCUACAUGCAUGCUAAUGAGGACAGAAGUGUGCGCUAAUCAUGGGAAGCCCUGGGAGUUUUUCUGCAAGGAGCAUAAGACCUGUCUCUGCAGAUCCUGCCUGGAGGAGCACAAAACCCACCAGUACCAGCUGCUGGAGGACGCUAAAGCUGUUAACAUGGACGUUCUGAAAGAAAACAUCAGGAACCUGGAGGAUUCACAGAAGCAAAUGCAGACCAAUGUGGAAUGGCUGCAGGCUGCUAGCUCACGGCUAGCCAGUGAUCGUGCUAAACUGAGGGAGCAGGUAAUACAGCUGUUUAAUGGCAUACAAGAGACUCUCAAUGUUGAGAAGGAGACCGUUUUAGCUCUAGUUGACAACGAGAAGGAAACAUCUCUCACACUUUUAGAGUCUCGCACCAGGGAAAUGGAGAAGAAGAGAGAGGAGUUAGCAUGGCUAAUCACAGAGGCUAAUGGACUGGCAGGAAAAGAGAUAUCCAGCCAAGACUUCAUGGACCGUUUCAGCUGGGUGCUGGAAAGGAUGCUAAAUGCUGAUAAAACCGCCCCACUAUGCCGUGUGGAGAAGCGGGAGCUGGACAGGACUGUUAUUGGUCAGCUAAAGCGACAUGGUCAAGCUGCAGUGAGGAAUCUUAGCAAAGGGAUAUGUGAAAAACUAAGGCAGGAGAAAAGCACGCUAAUGGAGCCUCCACGGCUGAUACAACAAAAAACAGUCAGUUCUACCACUCUGAAGCCUUCUGUGCUACCCAAACCAAUCCGCUCCCUCACUCUGAAACCUUCCACACAUUUCACCUUGGAUCCAAACACGGCUCACUGUAACAUUAGCAUAUCUGACGACCUUUUAUCUGCCCAGUGGGUGGCCAGUCCUCUGCCCCAUCCGGCUCAUCCGGAGCGUUUCCGGCUGCACCCGCAAGUGCUAUGUGGUCAGGGCCUGUCCAGAGGAGAGCACACUUGGCAGGUGGAAGUGGGCGGGACCCGGAGGUGGGAGGUGGGGGUCACCUGUAAGAGCCGUGACCAGGCCUGGGUGGACUCCUGCAUCAGCUGGGCUCUGCGCUGGGACGGUCGCCGGCUCCAGGUGUUCGAGGGUCACAAGCGUUACUCCAACCCCAAACUCAGCACCAUAAAGCAAGCCCCAGCACUCAUACAGGUCCACCUGGACUGUGGACAAAAAACAUUGAGUUUCUUAACUGCAGAGGAGGGUCUCCUGCACAGACUCAGUAUUAAUGCCUCAGGACCCGUCUUUCCAGGCUUCUAUUUGGAGGAAUCGUUUGUGAAAAUCAGGAAGCAGGAAAUUAUCCAAAAACCAAUAAUUACCUGAAUUUCAUAGUGACUGCUUUCAACCAUACUUAAUAUGACUGUAGAGAUAUAGAUGACACAGCAAGAGAAGCACUGAUCAAUAAAACAGGAAGAUUUUUAUUCUUUCAAUAAACAGGUAAAGUCACCAUGCCCCCCAGCAGCACUGGAGCAAUUAUUUCUCCAUGUGUGAAUGCUAUACAAACAGAGAAAUAAGCUCCAACCACAGACUUUAGGCCUGUGGACAGUAGAAACCACUGAAAGGGCUCAAAGGAACAACAAUGCCGCAGUGAACCUUUGUGUUUUGAAACUGUUUUGAAGCAAAUAAAUGUAUAUCUAAUAUCAAACAA
Pygocentrus nattereri (red-bellied piranha) is the source of this 2072-nucleotide messenger RNA. Its product is annotated as E3 ubiquitin-protein ligase RNF135-like. The record is from RefSeq and is a predicted model, not a curated record. The transcript is spliced from 3 exons. Lineage: Eukaryota; Metazoa; Chordata; Actinopteri; Characiformes; Serrasalmidae. Gene Ontology annotation, molecular function: protein binding; zinc ion binding. Bases 35 to 1747 code for a protein of 570 amino acids.